Molecule: messenger RNA, 4923 nt
Organism: Lodderomyces parapsilosis
Lineage: Eukaryota; Fungi; Ascomycota; Pichiomycetes; Serinales; Debaryomycetaceae
Exons: 1
Coding region: 1-4923 (1640 amino acids)
Source: RefSeq, a predicted model, not a curated record
AUGCAAAUGUUUGACAAAGCUUUGUUGCUAGCCUGGCUCCUAAUCUCCACGGUAUGCAGUUUGGAAAUUACAAAAAACAGGAUUGAUAGAGGAUCAAUCAAUCUUGGAAAUGAGGAUAUAACCAUUCGCUCUGGUGCUUUUUGGUCCAUUAUUAACAAUGCUGGUACAAAUUUCAAUUCCAAUAUAAAUGUUGAUGAAGGAGGUAUCUUUUACGUUUCAAGUGUUUCUCCACAGGUGUCUUUGUCUGUUACUUUGUUGGGUUCUUACACCCUUAUCAACAACGGUGUUAUUUCUUUAAAUGCAAUUGCUGGUAAUCCAAACUAUAAUUUUGAUCUUGUUGGUACUUCCAUGAUUAACAAUGGAGAUUUGUUUUUAUCCGGUUCAGGUGACAAUGCCGUGACGGUUUAUAUGAAAGCGACAGACUGGGAAAAUUAUGGGCUUAUUCAAGUGUAUCAAAAGAAAAGAACUAAUGGUGUGGUUUAUUUGGGUAAUCACGGGUUAUACACAAACAAUUAUGGUCAAAUUUGUUUGUUCAAUCAGCUUUGGCAACAAACAGCUAACAUUCUUGGUACUGGUUGUAUUACUGGAGCAGCUAACUCGUCCUUCUAUCUUGCCAACACAAAUUUGGCAAUAUCAUCUCAACAAACAAUGUACAUGGCCGACGGUACAACGUCUAUUGUUGCUGUAGGGUCACUCACUCCAUUGACUUUCACUGUUAAAGGUUUUGGUCAAGUGGAUGGUGUCUCCAAUAAAAUCGGUUUGAGUGGUACCCUUUACAGCUCAACAUCUGGAAAAAAUCCAUGGGAUUACAAUGCAGACACAGGUAUCCUCACAUUAUACGUUGGUGACUAUAGACAAAAUUUCAAAAUUGGUAAAGGCUAUGACAACACCAAGUUUUCGGUCGUCACCGAUAAUGCCUUGGGAUUACCAGCACCUAAUCUAGGCUCAGUUGUUUACAAUGGUCCUGUUCCCGAACCAGGUUUACCCGCGGCUUGUAAGCCUUGCAAGCCUAUUCCGGAAAUACCCGAUCUUGACGCGACUUCGUACACGACAACAUUAAGAACGACAUCAGAUGGCCUCAUCUACACUGACAAUGCUCUUGUUGCUAUCAGUACCGACACCGAUGGUAUUUUCACGACCUCCACCUUGACAAGAUACCCACAACCUGAGGAGUCUUUGUUUUUAUCCACAUGGACUACUACCAAUGCUGAUGGAUCCGUUGAAACUGACUCUGGUUUGAUCACACAAUCGGGCUCGUCAUUUAGUACUAUCCUUACGAUUCCUCCACCGAUUCAGACCCAGUUUACUAAGACAUGGACAACGACAGACUCUGAGGGUUUAAAGGAAGUUGAUUCAGGACUCGUCUCCCAAUCUGGUAACUCGUUCACCACUUUGUCAACCUUCCCUCCGGUUCAAACCGAGUUCACCUCAACAUGGACUACCACACACGCAGAUGGAUCUGUUGAAACUGGAUCAGGACUUGUGUCACAAUCUGGUACUUCGUUCACCACUUUGUCCACUUUCGUUCCAGAUAUUCAAACCGAGUUCACCUCAACAUGGACUACCACACACGCAGAUGGGUCUGUUGAAACUGGAUCAGGACUUGUGUCACAAUCUGGUACUUCGUUCACCACUUUGUCCACUUUCGUUCCAGAUGUUCAAACCGAGUUCACCUCGACAUGGACUACCACACACGCAGAUGGAUCUGUUGCAACUGAAUCAGGACUUGUGUCACAAUCUGGUACUUCGUUCACCACUUUGUCCACUUUCGUUCCAGAUGUUCAAACCGAGUUCACCUCAACAUGGACUACCACACACGCAGAUGGAUCUGUUGAAACUGGAUCAGGACUUGUGUCACAAUCUGGUACUUCGUUCACCACUUUGUCCACUUUCGUUCCAGAUGUUCAAACCGAGUUCACCUCAACAUGGACUACCACACACGCAGAUGGGUCUGUUGAAACUGGAUCAGGACUUGUGUCACAAUCUGGUACUUCGUUCACCACUUUGUCCACUUUCGUUCCAGAUGUUCAAACCGAGUUCACCUCGACAUGGACUACCACACACGCAGAUGGAUCUGUUGCAACUGAAUCAGGACUUGUGUCACAAUCUGGUACUUCGUUCACCACUUUGUCCACUUUCGUUCCAGAUGUUCAAACCGAGUUCACCUCGACAUGGACUACCACACACGCAGAUGGAUCUGUUGCAACUGAAUCAGGACUUGUGUCACAAUCUGGUACUUCGUUCACCACUUUGUCCACUUUCGUUCCAGAUGUUCAAACCGAGUUCACCUCGACAUGGACUACCACACACGCAGAUGGAUCUGUUGCAACUGAAUCAGGACUUGUGUCACAAUCUGGUACUUCGUUCACCACUUUGACGACAUUCGAGAAACCAGUUGAAACCGAGUUCACCUCAACAUGGACUACCACACACGCAGAUGGAUCUGUUGCAACUGAAUCAGGACUUGUGUCACAAUCUGGUACUUCGUUCACCACUUUGUCCACUUUCGUUCCAGAUGUUCAAACCGAGUUCACCUCGACAUGGACUACCACACACGCAGAUGGAUCUGUUGCAACUGAAUCAGGACUUGUGUCACAAUCUGGUACUUCGUUCACCACUUUGUCCACUUUCGUUCCAGAUGUUCAAACCGAGUUCACCUCGACAUGGACUACCACACACGCAGAUGGGUCUGUUGAAACUGAAUCAGGACUUGUGUCACAAUCUGGUACUUCGUUCACCACUUUGACGACAUUUGAGAAACCAGUUGAAACCGAGUUCACCUCAACAUGGACUACCACACACGCAGAUGGGUCUGUUGAAACUGGAUCAGGACUUGUGUCACAAUCUGGUACUUCGUUCACCACUUUGUCCACUUUCGUUCCAGAUGUUCAAACCGAGUUCACCUCGACAUGGACUACCACACACGCAGAUGGGUCUGUUGAAACUGAAUCAGGACUUGUGUCACAAUCUGGUACUUCGUUCACCACUUUGACGACAUUUGAGAAACCAGUUGAAACCGAGUUCACCUCAACAUGGACUACCACACACGCAGAUGGGUCUGUUGAAACUGGAUCAGGACUUGUGUCACAAUCUGGUACUUCGUUCACCACUUUGACGACAUUUGAGAAACCAGUUGAAACCGAGUUCACCUCGACAUGGACUACCACACACGCAGAUGGAUCUGUUGCAACUGGAUCAGGACUUGUGUCACAAUCUGGUACUUCGUUCACCACUUUGUCCACUUUCGUUCCAGAUGUUCAAACCGAGUUCACCUCAACAUGGACUACCACACACGCAGAUGGGUCUGUUGAAACUGAAUCAGGACUUGUGUCACAAUCUGGUACUUCGUUCACCACUUUGACGACAUUUGAGAAACCAGUUGAAACCGAGUUCACCUCAACAUGGACUACCACACACGCAGAUGGGUCUGUUGAAACUGGAUCAGGACUUGUGUCACAAUCUGGUACUUCGUUCACCACUUUGACGACAUUUGAGAAACCAGUUGAAACCGAGUUCACCUCGACAUGGACUACCACACACGCAGAUGGAUCUGUUGCAACUGGAUCAGGACUUGUGUCACAAUCUGGUACUUCGUUCACCACUUUGUCCACUUUCGUUCCAGAUAUUCAAACCGAGUUCACCUCAACAUGGACUACCACACACGCAGAUGGAUCUGUUGAAACUGAAUCAGGACUUGUCUCCCAAUCUGGUACUUCGUUCACCACUUUGUCCACUUUCGUUCCAGAUGUUCAAACCGAGUUCACCUCGACAUGGACUACCACACACGCAGAUGGAUCUGUUGCAACUGAAUCAGGACUUGUGUCCCAAUCUGGUACUUCGUUCACCACUUUGACGACAUUUGAGAAACCAGUUGAAACCGAGUUCACCUCAACAUGGACUACCACACACGCAGAUGGGUCUGUUGAAACUGGAUCAGGACUUGUGUCACAAUCUGGUACUUCGUUCACCACUUUGACGACAUUUGAGAAACCAGUUGAAACCGAGUUCACCUCGACAUGGACUACCACACACGCAGAUGGAUCUGUUGCAACUGGAUCAGGACUUGUGUCACAAUCUGGUACUUCGUUCACCACUUUGACGACAUUUGAGAAACCAGUUGAAACCGAGUUCACCUCGACAUGGACUACCACACACGCAGAUGGAUCUGUUGCAACUGAAUCAGGACUUGUGUCACAAUCUGGUACUUCGUUCACCACUUUGUCUACGUACUCAUCUUUAUUGAGCUCAAGUUCGUACACACGAUGGUUGAAUACUAGUACUCAUGUUCUCCCAGGAAGUAGUACAACUUUAACAUCAGUGGAGACAGCAAGUUUGACCCAUGUGGUCCCAAUGUUGACGACAUUGUUAGGAGGUGCAGAGCCUAGCGCAUUGAGUGCUGGUUCAGUUAGUGAGAAUAACCCAACAGGCGUUAUUAAUGCCGUCGAUGAUGGUGUUGACAAAACAGAAACUGGUUUGAUCACCGCUAGUAUCAGUGCAGCUUGCUCCACUUCGGUCAUACAAGGUACCAGCUCCACUUUUACAAGUAUUUCAGGCGCUUUAACUUCAGGUUACAGUUUUCAAACAGGAACUAUAUCAAUCGGCGCAGGUGCACAAAGUAUAGGUGUUGAUGCAGAAGGUGGAGGUUCUGGUACAGAAGGUUUGGGUGCUGGUACACAAGGUGCAGGUGUUGAUGCAGAGGGAGCAGGUGCGGAAGGUACAGAAUAUGGCCCAGGUAGUGGACCUAGUCUCACUACAAGCACCACGAGAAUUGGGUCAAUUCCAUCUAGUGCAGUUGAUGAGUCUUCUGCCCGUAAUACAGAACCUACUGCUGAAAUCACCACCUAUCAGGGAUCUGCUUCAUCAUCGAAUUUUUUGUCAAUCACUUUCUUAAUCGCAUCCAUUCUUCUUUCGAUGCUAAUUUAG